Molecule: messenger RNA, 429 nt
Organism: Cladophialophora carrionii CBS 160.54
Lineage: Eukaryota; Fungi; Ascomycota; Eurotiomycetes; Chaetothyriales; Herpotrichiellaceae
Exons: 1
Coding region: 1-429 (142 amino acids)
Biological process (GO): proteolysis
Molecular function (GO): aspartic-type endopeptidase activity
Source: RefSeq, a predicted model, not a curated record
AUGCGGCUUAACAUGUUCGUGUCAUUGAUGUUCAUCCACCUGCGGCCGGAUUCGCUCUGCAAGACACCUUCUUCGCCAUCGUCCACCACGCCGAGACGAGUACUCUUCGACACUGGAGCGGAUUUCAACCUCAUCUCACAUGGGGCUCAUGCCGAGCUCGAUUUGAGCAAACAACCAUACCACAGUCGGGUACGAUCCCUUGGGGGAUUCACCGAGCUCAAAAGUGCCGUCGUCCUGCAGUGGCAUUUCCGAAGUCAGACCCCCAAAUCGAGCCAGCAGCCUCCGACCCUUUAUCGUUCCUCAUUCUAUGUUUUGCCCCCAGAAUCUGACGCAAAAUUCGACUGCAUCCUUGGCCGACCAUGGAUCGAAGAAAACUGGAUUGACUUCAUUGCUUUGGUUGAGCUCAACAGAAAAAAGGACACGGACUAA